AUAACAACACUCAGCGCUGGAGCGGAGGCUGUUGGUUGCGGCGCCGCCACCGCCCGAGUCCUAAUCUGCUCUCCGCCGCUCGCCUCUCUCCGCAGCAGCCGUGGCCCUGUCUUCUCCGGCUUCGCUUGCUCCUUCUCUUCCUGCCGAGCCAUUUUCCUCCUUCCGGAGCUAUGACCGUCGUCUCCGUCCCGCAGCGGGAGCCGCUGAUCCUGAGCGGCCGCCUGGCACCUCUCGGCUUCUCAGCCCGCGGUUAUUUCGGGGCCCUUCCGAUGGUGACCUCCGCUCCGCCGCCUCUGCCGCGGAUCCCGGACCCUCGGGCGCUGCCCCCCACCCUCUUUCUCCCUCACUUCCUAGGGGGGGACGGCCCGUGUCUGACCCCUCAGCCUCGAGCCCCAGCGCCCUUGCCCAACUGCAACUUCGCCCCGGCGGCGGGCACCCCUCGGGCCGCUCCCAAGAAGCGGCGAAAGAAGAAGGUGCGGGCCAGCCCGGCGGGGCAACUGCCCAGCCGCUUCCACCAGUACCAGCAGCACCGGCCGAGCCUGGAGAGCGGCCCGAGCGGAGCGCAGGAAGCCCCGAGCCAGGCCGCCGCCGCCUCAGCCCCGGGCCCUGCGACUGCAACGCGACCUGAGGAAGCGAACCUCUUCCCCGGCCCGCUGCCCUCCGCGGCGCCCGGCCAGCCCGCGUUACGGAAAGAGGUGGUUUUAAAAUCAAACAUGGGAAAAUCGGAGAAAAUUACCAUCCCCCACGGGCAGCUUGUUCAUGGUAUGCACUUGUGUGAACAACCAAAGAUAAACAGACAGAAAAGCAAAUAUAACUUACCACUAACCAAGAUCACCUCUGCAAAAAGAAAUGAAAAUAACUUUUGGCAGGAUUCUGUUUCAUCUGAUAUAAUUCAGAAGCAGGAAAAAAAGUCUUUUAAAAACACUGAGAACAUUAAAAAAAAGCAUUUGAAGAAAUCAGCAUUUCUAACUGAAGUGAGCCAAAAGGAAAAUUAUGCUGGGGCAAAGUUUAGUGAUCCACCUUCUCCUAGUGUUCUUCCAAAACCACCUAGUCACUGGAUGGGAAGCACUAUUGAAAAUUCCAACCAAAAUAGAGAAUUGAUGGCAGUACACUUAAAAACUCUCCUAAAAGUUCAAACUUAGAUCUCAGUAUGUAUGUAAAACGAAGUUUUUCCAAAAUCCAUGCAUUCUUGAAAAGAAAAUUGGUACAGAAUGGAAAUUUGCCUUUUAACCUAGGAGGGCAAAAGAUGGGUUUUAAAAAAUUACAAACAGCUUGUAUUAUGUUUUAUAUUUUGUAAAUACUGUAUACCAUGUAUUAUGUGUAUAUUGAUACUUCAGAGGUACAUUAUAGUUUUGUUAUAAAAGUAUGUAUUUUGCCCUGCCCAAAUGGUAGGUGUUUUGUAUAUAUACAAUGGAGAAAAUUUUAAGUGUGUGCUAAGGCACAUGGAAGACCAAUUUAUUUGCACAGGUACUGAGAGAUUUUUCAAGAAACAGCUAUUGAAUCUCAAGGUGAAGAUCUAAAUGUGAACAGUUUACUAAUGCACUACUGAAAUUUAAAUCUGUGGCACAAUCAUUGUAAACUUAGGUUUGUCUGUUUCUCUAAAUUGAUUUCUGCCUUCUAAUCUGUAAUUACUGGAAAACUUCUCACUUUUACUAAACUUAAUUUCUGGUUUUUGGUUUAUAUUGAUAUCCAAAUUUAAAAUAUCUCUUCAUUUCCAACAAAAUCGGUUGUAAUCAAAUUCUAAAAUAAUAAUUUGGCCCCUUCCUCCCCCUUUUAUAGUCUUGACUCUUUGUGUGUGUGCCUGUUUCUCAUGUUUGUGUGACUAGGAGGUGGAUUCUAACUUUCACUUCACUGGCUAAAGGUGUUUAACUUUAUACUAAUUAUCCAUCCUCCAUCUAGUACCUCUCAGGGGAGGAAUUCCCCAUUUUACAAAUGGAAAUGGUUGUGGUCAAAAGUAAAGCUGAUUAGUUAUAACUUAGAAUAUAUUUAUAUAUGAACUGUUUCAUAAAGUACUAUUUCACUUGACCAUACCAUACAUUUUUAGUGAAAGAAAUGACACUUUUGGUUUGCUGGAUUUAUAUUGUAAUGAAUGGUGGUACUUGAACCAAAGCAAGCAUAAUUGAUGUUAAAAUAAUAGAUGGAGAUUUGGAUUCUGAAGCUUGCUUGAAGAUAAAUAUGGCAGCUAAUGUAUUUUUGUUAAAAUUUAAACUCUUCUUUUACUUCCUAGUAUGUAGUUUUUAGUUACAAAAAGCUAAAGUUUAUCUCAAAUAAAAAGGAAAGUUUUUUUUUGUAUGGGCAAUAUUUAGACAUGAAAAGAAAAAGGGUGUUAAGAGGAUAUAUAGAGAGAGAGGAUUCUAUAAGGUAGAAUAAAGGUGCUACCAUCCUUACUAGAA
Molecule: messenger RNA, 2393 nt
Organism: Pipistrellus kuhlii (Kuhl's pipistrelle)
Lineage: Eukaryota; Metazoa; Chordata; Mammalia; Chiroptera; Vespertilionidae
Gene: PNRC1
Product: proline rich nuclear receptor coactivator 1
Exons: 2
Coding region: 171-1142 (323 amino acids)
Biological process (GO): nuclear-transcribed mRNA catabolic process, nonsense-mediated decay
Cellular component (GO): nucleus; P-body
Source: RefSeq, a predicted model, not a curated record